Molecule: messenger RNA, 876 nt
Organism: Scleropages formosus (Asian bonytongue)
Lineage: Eukaryota; Metazoa; Chordata; Actinopteri; Osteoglossiformes; Osteoglossidae
Gene: exoc1l
Product: exocyst complex component 1 like
Exons: 6
Coding region: 1-876 (291 amino acids)
Biological process (GO): protein export from nucleus
Molecular function (GO): nuclear export signal receptor activity
Source: RefSeq, a predicted model, not a curated record
AUGUCAUCGCUGCUGAAAGAGGAAAUGCAGAAAUGUGUUUUCCGACCAAAAGGCCAACGUCUGGAGGAAUUUAUAGAAAUCGAAUCUGCGCAGAAGAGACAUUUCCUCUGUUUGUCAGUGGCUGCAAAUAAGGAUGUCCGGAUUUGCGUUGUGAAAUACACACGAUCCGGUGCAUUGGACAAAUACGAGAUGGUGGAAGAAUGGUUUCUAAAGGACCUCGUUUUACUAGAUGGGAAAAAUUCUGACACAGAUGAUCCUCGUUUUGUGAUGCAUUUUGGCACAGUGCAUCCCAUGACAGCUGUGAACUGUGCAGCAAAGUACUCCCUGGCACGAGCGCUGGUGGCUCUGAGCAACUCGCAUGGUCAGAGAGGUCUGCAGGUGGUCAACUUUGACAGGACAUACAUCCAGCCCACGUCCGUGUACUCCAACCGUGGAGACUGCAUGGUGCUCAUGCAGAUCUGCUUCUAUGCAUUCAAUCUGUUGUGUCUGACUCUUUGUUUUGGUCAAUCCUUCCUUGAUCCCAACAUCCAUGUUUUCAAGCAGAACCUUUUGUACUGGGAGUGUCUCAACAGCAAACAGAAGCUGUACCACAAGGUGCUCAUCCACCAGAGCCAUGAGCUGCCGCAGGACGAGAUCACGUUCGCAGUCUACAACAUGGCCUCGGUGGACUUCGAUGCCUUCUACUGGGCCUUCCUACCUGAGUUCCUUAACAGCUGCCAGGGUGUUGAUGGCAACCAGCGUGGCAUCCUGGGCCGCAACUUAGAGAUGGAGCAGGACCUGCCUUCCUUCACGCAGAGCGUCCACAGACUGGUGAAUGACCUGCGCUACUACAGGUUCUGUAACGACAGCUUGCCCCCUGGGACAGUGAAGCUCUAG